Molecule: messenger RNA, 1181 nt
Organism: Saprolegnia diclina VS20
Lineage: Eukaryota; Oomycota; Saprolegniomycetes; Saprolegniales; Saprolegniaceae
Exons: 1
Coding region: 36-1049 (337 amino acids)
Source: RefSeq, a predicted model, not a curated record
CGAGCACACUGGACCCGAGUUAUUUGCAUUCCGCCAUGCGCAGCCCACGUCGUCGCAGCGGCGCCUCUCUUCAUGUCGUCGUCCUGGGCAUAAUGAGCCUCGCCGCCUCGGCGACUGCCGCGUGCUACGACAGCGGGCGCUGCUACCUCUACGAAGGCGUGCCCAUCGGCGUCGCCGCGUGCGACCUCGCGUCCACGCAGUGCCCACCCUGCGUGCAAAAGUACCUCGGAAACCUCUGGUGCAGCCGCACGUAUCCCGCCGUACAGUGCCUGCCAGGCUUCGAGUACUGCCCUGUAGCGCCAAAGCCAAACACGCCGUCGCCCACGUCGCCCACGUCGCCCCAGCCGACCUCGCCUUCGACGCAGCCUCCGAUACCACCCUCCCCGUCGCCCACGACGACAACGAGCGCUCCGACUAAAGGACCUACACCGCCGCCAGCGACGCCCGCUCCAACGCCGCCGCCAACGACACCACCACCAGCCACUCCGUCACCGACGCCGACACCGACACCGUCACCGACACCCGAGCCAACGACAACACCGCCGCCGGCAACAACGACACCUGCGCCGACGCCAAAUGCAACGAGACCAAACAUGACUGAAACAGUCGACGUGCGCGAUCCGUCGCUCGCUGGUACCGAGGUCGCACGGACUGAGCCAGUGACGCGCCCACCAGCAGUCAUGACCGACAAGACUGACAAUGCGUCGUCACGCACCGAGUCGGCGACGCUUCCAGGCACCUCAGUGCACUCUGCGUCCGAGAAUGGGUCGUCACCGAUCUCCAUCACGGCCAUCGCAGCCGGCGUUGGUGCUUGCACGGUCUUCAUUUUUGUCGUGAUCGUGGUCCGGUUCCGUCGGCGGCAGGAUUGGGAAACCCGCAGUGUGCUCUCGCCGUCCAAGGUGCUCUUCAGCAUCCGAGGCACGCUGCCUGGAACGUUUAUGCGCGGUGAGACGCCCACUCUCGACGCACGGUCGUCGCCAUUCCACUCGGUCACGCCCGUGAUGGAGUUGUCGUCGCGGCAGUUGCCAAUUCUGCAGCACCAGCCAUGAGCUCCGAAAGGACCAUAUUUAACCUCACUUGUUUCCGUCGUCCUGCUUCGCUCCAAGUACUACUCUUAACAAUCCACACGUGAUGUUGUGCGCUUUAUGUUGCAUCGCAUGGACGUGACGUGGCAGCACGAC